AAACCCAAUGCAUGCGCACCCUUCCCCAUCGAACACAUGAUGAAGAGAUUCGGGCACGCUAUCGGCCUGCCCACCGACGUGGAUGGUGGCAGCGGUGGGAGGAAGAAGAAGGGCUUGAAGGAGCGGGGCGACCAGGUCAUGACUGAGGGGCAGCUGCCGCUUGGGGAGCCGCCCGAGGCCUCAGAGGGCCGACCACCCAGCCGCACUCCGCCGUCAGCUCCCCGCCCCUCCGUGCGAUUCGGCAGCGACAGUCCUCAAUCGAGCCAGCCCCUCCCCACGCCUCAGCAGCCCCUGUCGCCCUACGGCCGCCGUCUCGGAGUGAAUCUGACUCCGACUCCGACUCUUGUCCCGGUUCUGAUUCUCGUUCCUCCCCUUCUUUCCCACGGGCCUCCCUGUCAUCACACUCUGCCGACCAAGACAUUCUGACCCCUUCCAGUGGACCAGAUGAUGCACCGCCGCAGCACUCAUCUCCCAGUGCGUCCCACGAAUCGUCGACCACGGGGGAGCAGCUGGAGAGCCCUACCGUCAACCAAAGUCUCCCCCUGGAGCCGGUGGGACGGUCACAUGCGAAGUCCGCGAGAACGGAAGAACAAGUGCUGUCGGAAUGGAAGAAGGUAAGAGCGACACGGGUAUCAGAGGUGCGAGAAUGCAUUAAGUCUUGUUUGUCUGUCUGUCUGUCUGUCUGUCUGUCUGCAGAUGAAGGAGCGUCUCUUCGAGAAUGUACCCCAGCUCAAGACGGCCGGAAAAGCCGUAUCAUCGAAGGACUUCAUGGAUUGUGAGGGUAUGAAUGUGCUCCUUGCUGGGACGGUCUUUCGCUAUGACAGCCGUGAGGCAAGCUCUGCCCCUAAGUCCCUACUGACAGCCCCACUGACGCUCACCGAGGAGAAAGGACUCGAGGACGUGGCAAGGGAGGGGGACCUCAUUUUCAAGAAGAUCGACCGUGGCAACACACAAGUACUGAUUCCGAAGCAUACAGCAGCUUCCUAGCGCUCAUUUGCCGUCGUUGUUGUUGUGUGUGUGUGUGGGGGUGUGUGUGCAGUCGUCAGUUCCUGAGGUGGUGGUUCAUGCGUGGCUGUCGCAGCACGCUCGCAAAGAGGUCAGCCGACUGGCCCCGAAGCUCUAUGGCAUCGUCAGCACUGAGGGCACUGAGGGAAUGGACCACUGGAGUGUCAGCGGUGAGGCUCCAGACACACACCCGCCAAUGCGCCGCGGUGGCCACGGUGCCCAUUCAUGUGAUGUGGUGGUCACUGUCUGUCUGUCAGAGUGCAUCUCUGGUGGCUCACUGAAACUGGAUGACCCGAAGCUUCCGGACAUGUCUCUGGCUGAGAAGGCCAAUUUCUGCCUUCAGGUCAGUCGGCCGCAUCGCACCCUGUCCAUCUCGUGCAGCAAUGUGUCUCCCUCUCGUUGGGUUUGCUGUGUCUCCCUCUCGUUGUUGUGGGUGUAGUUGUUGCGUCACGUCGAGGAGCUGCAUUCACUGGGCAUCGCACACGGCGACCUGUCGCUGGCCAACCUGCUGUUGCGGCGACAAGGCCACGGCUACGAACUCUUCCUCAACGACUUCGAGACUGCUGGUACGGAGACACGACAGCGAUUGGCGUCUUGCCUGGCGUCUCGCACUCGCACACACCGCCACGCACACUCUACGCCGUCAUGGAUUCGCUCUGCCUGUUUGUGGCGUGCAGUGGCUGGUUUGGACAAGAAAGGAAAGGAGAAGAGGCUCGAGACAUAUCUGACAAGAGGAAAAGGAGGCACCCCUCAGUUCAUGGCCCCCGAGAAGAACCUCAUGUCGUCGUUUGCCCGGGCGAGCAGAGAGGAAGACGACACGGGCGAUGGCGGCAACCAAGACGGCUCGAAGGACCUUGUUUGGUAA
Vitrella brassicaformis is the source of this 1870-nucleotide messenger RNA. NCBI's taxonomy places the organism in Eukaryota, Vitrellaceae. The record is from the annotation of a GenBank genome assembly.